Molecule: messenger RNA, 621 nt
Organism: Papaver somniferum (opium poppy)
Lineage: Eukaryota; Viridiplantae; Streptophyta; Magnoliopsida; Ranunculales; Papaveraceae
Exons: 2
Coding region: 1-621 (206 amino acids)
Molecular function (GO): zinc ion binding; nucleic acid binding
Source: RefSeq, a predicted model, not a curated record
AUGCAUCUGCGCCUCCAAGACUUCAAGAGUGUAAGUGCAUACAAUUCAGCACUUUUUCAAAUUGUCUCUCGUUUAAAACUAUGCGGUGAAACAGUUACUGAUGCUGAUCUUUUGGAGAAGACUUACUCCACCUUUCAUGCUUCAAACAUUUUGCUUCGACAACAAUAUCGUGAAAGGAAGUUUAAGAAAUAUUCAGAGCUUAUCUCUUGCCUUAUAGUAGCUGAGCAGAAUAAUGAGUUAUUACUCAAGAACCAUCAAAGUCACCCAGCAGGUCCUAAAAAUCCCAACUUCAAGAAGAAGGCUGGUAAUAAUUCCCAUUAUCAGAAGGGGAAGAAGAACGUGUUUCCAAAACACAAAGGCAAAAUAUCGCAAAGUCAUUCAAAGCACCAUGAAAGUGUUUGUCACCGUUGUGGUUCACCAGGGCACUGGGCAAAUGUUUGUCGUACUGCAAGGCACCUUAUUGACCUUUAUCAGGCGUCUAUUAAAGGAAAGGAAAAGAAGGCUGAAACCAAUUUUGCCCAAUAUGACAUACCAAUGGAUAUUGCCCAUCUUGAUAUUUCUGACUUCAAGAAUGAUGGAAAUGAGAUUGAAGACAUGGAUUCCUUCCUUAAGGAUGUCUGA